Malassezia restricta is the source of this 2205-nucleotide messenger RNA. RefSeq names its product peroxin-5. Gene Ontology annotation, biological process: protein import into peroxisome matrix, docking. The transcript has a single exon. Lineage: Eukaryota; Fungi; Basidiomycota; Malasseziomycetes; Malasseziales; Malasseziaceae. Gene Ontology annotation, cellular component: cytosol; peroxisomal membrane. Gene Ontology annotation, molecular function: protein binding. The record is from RefSeq and is a predicted model, not a curated record. Bases 1 to 2205 code for a protein of 734 amino acids.
AUGUCGUUGCCGGAUCUGGUGAGCGGUGGUGCCGGGUGUGGCCCGGUGAAUCCGCUGCAGCAGCUGGGCAAGCGCUUUGGGCAGGACCGUGGGGCGCAGUUUGACUCGUUCGGCAAGGGCGUGCCUGGACGGCCGCCGGCGUUCCGUACGCAGGCGUCCGGUGCGUCGACGUCGGCCGGCGAUCCAGCGUUCUUUGCGCCGGAGCCUGCCGCGCCGUUUCAAGUCGACGAGCUGCGCGCCUCUCUGCCGCAUGUCGGUCCGCCGUGGCCGUCUGCGAUGGAGGCGUCGUUCUAUCGGCACCAGGUGCCGCGUGCAUCGACGGCGUCGUCGUCUUCUUCAGCGACGCCCGCCUGGGCCCAAGACUUUUUGCGCGCGUCUUCGUCGGCCCAGGGCGUAUCGGCGCCUGCAUCUUAUGGUGCGAUGCCGCGUAGCACGCCCCUGAGUGCGGGCCCGCUUCAUCACCGACCGUUUCCUGCGAUGCUGCGCAUGUCACCCGCGCCACCACCGCAGGCCGUGCCCCGUGCGCCUGAUGCACUCGAGUCGGUGAGCGCGUCGUCGUGGGAGUCGGCGUUCACGGCCGCAGACGCACAGCAGGGCGGCGCCACUGAGUCGCGACUAGAUGCGAUGAACGACGACGAACUGGCGCAGGCCGCUGAGCAUCUCUUGCAUGCCGUGCAGCACGACACGAGUGACAAGUUCCAGCAGAGCGAGUUUCUGCAGCUGAUGCGCAAGCUGCGUGACCGGUAUGCUGUGGUGCGCGGUGACUCGAUUGUGGACCAGGAUGCGAAGGGCAAGAGCAAGGCCCCGCCGACGCAGGCGGACCUAGAUGCGAUGCUGCAGCAUGCCGCGUCGCAGGCUGCUCGGCCCACCCAGCGCGGCGAGCAUGUACAGACGGCGGAUGCGCUCGCGGAUCUCGAGGCAUUCUGGCGCGAAGAGGACCAGGCGAAGGAGAAGCCGGCGCCGCCAGCAGCGUCGUUUGUCGGCGAUAGCGGCGAUGUGGCAGCGCGCAUGCGCGAAGACGACGACCUGUUUGCGCGUGAGUACCACAAGUGGACGUCUCUGGGCACCCAGGUGCCGGGUGCGACGGCCCAGUGGGAGGAGGACUGGCAUGGCUUUGCCGGGGACGAGGACUUUGUCGGCCGCGCCUGGCAGGGUCCAGCCGGCCACGGGGUGCGUGGGGCGCAGAAUGCCGAGUGGGCCAAGUUCCAGCGCGAAUGGGACGCGUUUGAUGCCGAGGCGGAUGGCGUGCGGCCUGUGAUGCAGAGCCGUGCGCAUGAGCCGUUCCCGUUUGAAGCGCCGCGGUACCGCUUCCACGAUGCGAAUCCGUGGGCCGCGCACCCUGCGCACCAUGCGACGCCGACGAUGCUCGACACGGUGCUCGAGCACGAAGCGGCCGUGCAAGCGCACCCCACGGACGCGAGCAAGUGGUAUCAUCUUGGGCUGCGGCAGCAGGAGAAUGAGCGCGAGACGCAGGCGAUCGCUGCGUUGCACGAGGCGCUGCAGCUCGAUCCGACGAUGAAAGACGCAUGGCUCGCGCUUGCUGUGAGCUAUACGAACGAGAACGAGCGCGAAGAGGCGCUCGAAGCACUGGAUCGCUGGAUCCACGUGCACACCAAGUACCACAGCGCGGUGCAGUCCUUCCUGUCGCAGCGGCGCCACCUGCCCGAGAUGUCGACGCACAAGCGCCUCGCGAAUGUGCUCAUGGCCAUGGCGCGCGCGAGUGCGCAGGAUCCGCAGCAGCCCAUCGAUGGGGACGUGCAGGUCGCGCUGGGCGUGCUCUUCAACUCGUCCGGCGAGUACGACAAGGCCGUCGACUGCUUCACGACCGCGCUGCAGGUGUCGCCCGACGACUGGAUCCUGUACAACCGCAUCGGCGCGACGCUCAGCAACUCGGGCCGCUCCGAAGAAAGUCUGCAGUACUACCAGGAGGCACUGCGUCUGCGCCCCGACUUUGCGCGCUGCCACUUUAACCUGAGCAUCUCCUGCCUGAACCUCAAAAUGUACACCGAAGCGGCCGAGCACGCCUACACAGCUCUCACGCUCCAGCAGGCCUCCGGCGACGACGUGCCCGGCCCGCCCAACCACAGUCUCUGGGAAAUCCUGCGCGUGUCGCUCGAGCUCAUGCGCCGCCCCGAUCUCGCGACGCUGUGCCUCGCCCGCGACCUGAACCAGAUCCACCUCGACCAGAUUGUAGGUACCAUAUAG